Molecule: messenger RNA, 2709 nt
Organism: Chara braunii
Lineage: Eukaryota; Viridiplantae; Streptophyta; Charophyceae; Charales; Characeae
Source: the annotation of a GenBank genome assembly
UGACUUUACCUGGUAUGGCCCUCCUACCCUUACUUCCACCCAACCCCAAAAGAGGCCGGAUUUCUUUUUGGCCAGAGGGGUGGUAUGGGACACGGGUAUGGAAUGUGAUCUGGUGGCGGAUAUCCUCUCGGAUCACUAUCCAGUAUAUAUGGAUAUUGUGGCCAGGGAACAAUUUGAAAAAGUCCGCCCACCAUUCCGAUUGAACGUCAAUGGAUUUAGACUCAAAUGGCAGCCUGGAUGGAGAUCAAGGAUUUGUUCCCUCAGGAAAAUAGGUGGGCAGAAGUAGGCCCGGGAAUUGUAUAAAAGCCCAGAAGGCGGUGGAAGAGACCGAACAAAAAGUGGGUCUUGUUUUUCAAUUUCUUCAGGUCAAAACAGAGGAGCUACCAGUAAUUCCUUGAGGCAUGCCCGUUAACGCGCCUCAGGAAACGUAUGGCACACUACAGGAGCGGUCAAAUUAUCGACUAGAAAUGUUUGUACUCUUUUUUUUUCUGCUGGGCCAAGUAUUGGUGGUUUAAGACGAGGGGCGUGAGUGGAUAUGACCGUAUGACGAAGUUCACAUUCAGGUCCUUGAUGCUCCAGCAGCCAGCAAUACAGAGGCAAUGUGUAAUUAUGCCCAAUGCCACUACAAGGACAUAGUCUCAACGAACAGGCCAAAUGACACCUGUGAAACAGAUUUUGCAUUGAUGUUCGUUUUUUGCGACAAGUUGAGGGUUACGUUAUCCCAGUCGGGUAACCUCGCCCUCGUAGCUGCAAGGCAGAUGGCCAAAUUAAAGUGUCCUGGGCUAGUUGGACUGUUAGUGGAAUUAUUUGUAGCACUGUGGGACUCCUUUGGCCCCUCUUUUUGGUUAGUUGUCCUGGGCUAAAGUUUUAGUAAGGUAUUGGUUACCGGUCACCUUCCAAAAAAUUGGUUAGUUGGAGUGGUUUCCUUGCUAUACAAGUAGGGUAAUAAAGGUGAAGAUAAAAACUUAUUUCGGUCUUGAAGUUACCCUAAAAGAUACUAGCGAAGGCUUUAACACUAAGACUAUCUAGCUUUCUACCAGGUCUAAUUUGCUGGGAAUGGGGUAGCCUUGGAGGUUUAACACCUAGACUAUCUAGCUUUUUACCAGGUCUUUUUUUUAAUAUUUUUUAUGUAUGUUUUUAACACAAGUAAACAACCCAAGAUGAUGCUAGGGGUGCUGAUAAGAGUAGACACCACUAGCAGUCUCGGGAGGGCCCAUCUAUUGGUGGGAAGCAACACCUGCUGGAAAGCGAGUCCAGCAUCCCAGAACCAUUCAAGCCUUAGAGGUCCUUGGGUGUGAGAAAAGGAAUGGUUCUAUACUAUUGCUGGACGUUGAAGAAGCCUAUGACAAAGUAGGUGGGGCUUGCGUUUAUCUGUGUCCAAGAUGGGGUUUGGGCAAGGGUUUUGUAAAUGGGUCAAAGCAAUGUAUGUAGAAUGCCACCUAAAGUAUUGGUAAAUGGGUGCCUAUCGGACUCCUUCCCAUCAUCUAGGUCCCUAAGACAGGAUUGCCCCGUCCCUGCUGCUCUUUGUUGUUCAGUUGGAAGUGUUGGUAAUGAACAUUAGGUGUAACGACCGAAUAGUGGGCAUCCAGCUCCCCCCUAAUAUCCAGUGUAAAGGGGGAGCUAUUGUGGAUGACCUUACAGUAGCUUGUGCAAACGAACCAUCCUCCCUUAAUGAGCUAAGGUUCUCAGAGGCUUCUAUAAAUUGGGAAAAAUCGGUGUAUCUUUUGCUCCCUAUUUGUUCACUGUGUGGAUUGUUCACAUUAAGAAGGUUAAACUAGCAAUACCUUUCCACUGGGUUUCAGCAUCGAGGAAAGACAAUUCAGGCCCCUCUGUACAAUCGGUAAAUGACAGUCAGGUGGUCUGGAAUGUAAUGGUCUCGGAAUUAAAUGCAGGGAUCAAAGUUCAGACAUGGGCGAGGGGUAACCGAAAGGGGAAGCGGUAGUAAAGACAUCAGUGGAUGCCCAAGAGAUCAGAGUUUGGGAAACGGACAAGAAAAAUAAGAAAGGGGCCAGACUCUUGCAGGUCGAAGUAAUAUUAGAGCGAGUGGUACCCAUGAUUACUGGAUGGUCCCCUCCGGAAGGCCAGGGAUGCCAGGUCGCCCUUCACCAGUGCAUUACGAAGGUAGGGAUCUCAGUACUGAGAGCUAAAAUAAAUAUAAAACCAAGAAACACUGCAAUGAAAGUGUUGCAGGACGCUGGCCAGACAUCUAUUAAAUAGGCGGAUCUUUUCAAACUCUGGAAGGCAUUGAAAAAGAUUCCUUUGCAGAAACAGGCCGCGUUGAUGUGGUUAGUCCCUUUAGGUGACUGACAACCACCUGGUGUAUCUCCAAAGGGAUGGAAGUUUCCUACAUAUGUACACGAUGCAGUUGGGACUGGGAAAACAGCACCUGGUGUAGCUUCCGCGACCAAGACCCCUGAGGAGUGAUUGUGACAACCACCUGGUGCAUCGCCAAAGGGACGUAAAUCUACGGAUCCUGUCAUACUGUGUGCAAUCACCAAGGUUGACGCCCCUUCAGGUAACUUCGAAGGAUGCUGAGUGUUAGUCAGUAGAUUUACGUAAUGAGGGAUUGAUGGAAGGAUUGAAAGGAAUAAUACGAGGCUUUUGUCCAUAAGUGUUUGAACCCAGCGAUGCUAGCUUGAGCUUCGAGAUUGAUUUUGAGAAGGGACGCUGGACCUGGUUUUGUAGGACGUCAUUUUGAGCUUCAAGAGU